AUGACAGCGCCGUUUCUAUUUCCGAGAUCACAGCCUCGUUCGGCCGUAGCUAUAUUCGCCUCGAUUGUUGUCUUUACGGUGACCAUCACACCACGACCCGCUGGUGCAAGUGCAGUAAGCGUUGAUCCAGAGAGGGACAGGUCGUCAGCAGAUACAGGUAUUGGAGCUCGUCUCCCGUUUUUCUUGUCACAGAACAAGCGACCGGUCGGCUCAGCAGAAAGAAUUGGAAGAACGGCGAGCACAAAGGGACAAGCGGAGCAGAGUGUCCGCGCGGUCGUGAAACCCUCCACGGUUGACGUCGCAGCAUCACCGUCAAAACCCACCGCAGCUGGUGCCUGCACAAAUACCGCUUUGGUGCCCACAACCUGGUCCACCUUCUUGCUUCACACACUGCAACUGGACUGGCUUUUCGAUCUCGACUUGAAGUACAAAGAAGCACAAGAGGCGGCUACACAGUCUGUGAGCGGACCUUCCUUGAAGACCCUCUCGUCUUCAGGUGCACCUCCAGCAGAAGGAGAUCCGACUUCCGCCGCACUGAAAAUUUCGUCUGCCAUCCUCGAGAAACUGGAGCCCGAGGCCAAUGAUAUUCCCGACGCGCAUCGGAACGCGUCGGAGCUGAUUUUGACCAAGGGAUACCCCUUGGAAUUUCACAAGGUUACCACGAGCGACGGGUACAUCCUGACACUGUUUCGGAUUCCGCACGGAAGGGUUGAGCAGCAGCAGAAAGAGGAGGAAUACAAGCGCAAAAUAAACAGCGAGGAACUUCUGCGUCAGAGAAGCGCAAGCUCACCUGUAGCAGCAGCACAGCACCAGCUAUUACAUGACCGAAAUACGACCUCCACAUCAUCUACUCCUUCACAAAAAAACGGGGUCCCUACUACGACAAGCAGGACGACGAGGACCACGGGCGCUACUACUUCAACAGACACGACGAUCUUCUCUGCAUCCAGAACAGCCACCCCUAAGCCCCCAAUCCUGCUCCAGCACGGGCUGCUUGACAGUUGCGCAACGUGGUUGGUUAUCAACGGCAAAUUUGUCUGGGUCUGGAAGCUUGCGAGACUUGUCAUGCUUGUCUGGCAUGACCAAAAAGUUUGUGAUGCGUGUCCAAAGAGAGACCCUUUUGCCUGUCAUGCAAAGACGCAGUUUGUCAUGCGAGAAACGCAACACAAAGAAGCGCAGAUAUUUCUCAUGGUUGGCUGUGCAUUACAGGGCAUUUACUAUUCCCAACGCAGCAUUGCAAGUUUCCAGACCCAGAUAUUUUUGCAUUUCAUAUUGGUCAACGAACCGGAUGAGUCGCUCGCGUUUAUCUUGGCAGAUCAGGGUAUGGAGAGAAAAAAGUUUGUCACUGUCACUAACUUGCGGGCUUUGCAUUACAAAUUUUUUUAGCAUCACAACUUUCCUCUGUGUUGCAGAAACACUAGGGAAAUCCCUAAGGAAGUUUGGCUGUGAUGCAUUUUUACGCAUGACAGAAAGUUUUGUAUUGCAAAAAUGCGCAUGAGUGAUCGUGACGAACUUUUUUUGUUUGAUACAGGGCUUUGAUGUCUGGCUCGGCAACACCCGCGGCAGCACCUGGAGUCUCGAGCACGUGAAUUUGACCACCCAAGACUCGAAGUUCUGGGACUUCUCCUUUGACGACAUUGCGCUAUCCGACACCCCCGCAGUUGUAGAUUACAUAAUUGCGAACACCCGGCGGGGCGGGCGCAGUAACGAACAUGAUUUGAUGACUUCCGGCUCCGCCUCCGAAGAAGAGGAAGACCACGAUCCUAAGGAGCUUGAAGAUGAUCACAAGCUUGGCUACGUCGGGCACUCGCAGGGCACUCUGCAGAUGUUCGUCGCCCUGUCGCAACUUGGCCCGGCGUUCGCGAAGAAAAUCCAGCACUACUCUAUGACCUGCUCAAACGUUACAAUGUCAAACGUUACAAUAGAGUGUCGAAAUCUGUGAUGCAAGAGCGCAUGAUCUACCCAACUCUCAUAGGAUUGCGCAUGACAAGUUCCGGAGCCCCAAACUCCACUACAAUCUGGCGAAAUUUGUGUUGCAGAAAGUGGAAUGGUCUGCGAGUCUUUCAUGCUCAUUAUGCAAGACAAAUCCCAGGCUUUAUUGUAACGUUUGAGAUUGUAACACCUGAGCGGGUUAUAUACUCCGCCUUGGCGCCGGUCGCUUCCGCGGCCAACCAGGCGUCGCUGCUGGUCGGUUCUCUGAUCGCGCUGCACAUUGACCAGCUGUUCGUAUCAAGUGUAAAAAUGUCUGGGUCUGGAAGAAUGCGCGACUUGUCAUGCUGCUCUUCCAUGACCCAUGAGGUCUGGAAUGCCGGAGCUAGCAUGACAGAUUCUGCGAGAACUUUCUAAUGCCUAUCCUGCAUGAGAAACCACCUCCCGACUUGGUCAAAAUUGGGCGACUUUUGGUAAGCAUGCAACACAGAUUUUUGCAUGCUGCAGAUUUAGCAUGACAAGUUGCAAUCUUCCAGACCCAGACGUUUUUAUAUUUGAUAGUUCGAGCUGUUCGGCGACCGGGCGUUCCUCCCGAAUCAACCCUUGUUGCACUGGAUAGCCGGGUAUGCAGUGUGAAUGUGUAAUUUGGGAGGUCUUGAAGUUUGAUUCUAGAUUUGUCAUGCUUGUUUGGCGUAUGCAUACCUUUCAGCUUCGUCACUCACGUCCACGAGGACGGGCAGCUUGUUUUCCACCCUGUGAUGCAGGAAAUAACGCAGAAGUGCUGUCGCAUGCUCAAAAAGUUGGCAUACUUGGUAGUGCGCGUAUCAUAAUGAUUCACAAACCAGCAAUGCAAGCUUCUCGACGGUAGACCAAAACAUAAUUUUCUGUGGAUACUGGGCCGGUGUGCGAAAGCUAUCCCGCGGUGUGCGAGGACUUGCUGUUCCUCAUCGUGUACCCACCGCAAAUAGGUCUGGGUCUGGAAAAGUGGAAUCUGUAUUGCUUGGCUUGCAUGCCUCUGAAAGUGUUGCAUGACUACUGCCAAAAGCGCGACCUUGUCUGUCAUGUAAAAGCGCAGCUUCUAUUGCGCGCUACCCAGGGUGACAAGGCGGCGCAGAGAUUUGUCAUGCGUGGCUGCGCUUGAGAGCAGGGUGCUCAAGCAUUACAAUCGAGCAUCACCAGACACAUUUGCAAUGGACAUCGUCGGCAUGGAUUCGGACCCGACCGCAAACAUGAACAAGACUCGUGUCCCAGUAUGUAUUGCAAAAGCAUCGAACGUAGAACAAAUUACAUUGCGUCGCACGUAGAAGAAAAAAUGGAAUUUGUACAUUCUGAGAAGAUCAUUUGUGAUGCAAUACUAGCCUUAUCCCGCUUCCCGUGUCCAGUAACCUGCUGACUUAAUAGUAUUCCGCUAGAUGAAUAGUAGCACUCAGCGUCUCUUUGUGGAGAAUCGUUGUCGGCGCUUCAGCACAGGGAGGCCCAUCCGCCGGCGAUUUUCAAAGCGGGAGAACGGCUUUGGCACGAUCCGGCACCGGCCGGCGCGGCGGGCAGGUUGGCCUUUGCCGUCAUCUUGCAUGCUGGCACCGGCGGGGCCGCGAUCUGGCGGCGGGGGGCGGGCAUGGUCGGGCACCGGCUCGGCGAGGGCCCGACACCGGCGUGGCUAGGGUCCGGCACCGGCUUGGGCAUGAUCGGGCACCGGCACGGCCAUGACCCGGCACCGGCGUGGCCACGACCUGGCACCGCCUUGGCCAUGAUUUGGCACCGACUUGGCCGCGGCCGGGCACUUGCAGGCAUGGCCAUGAUCCCGCACCGGUUUGGCUAUGCUCGGGCACAGGCAGGCAGGCUUGGCCAUGAUUCACCUGGCACCGGCUUGGCCACGACCUGGCACCGCACCGGCUUGGCCAUGAUCUGGCACCGGCUUGGCUUUGUCAUGAGAUGAUCUGGCCCCGGCUUGGCCAUGAUUUGGCGCCGGCUUCGGCUUGGCCACGACCCGGGGCCGGCUUGGCUUUGCCGUGAUCUGGCACCGACCGGCCUGCUUCGAGGCUUCGCUGCUUCGGGGCUUCGCUCCCUCGAGGCUGCGCCGCUUCGGGGCUUCGCUGCUUCGGGGCCUCGAGGCUUCGCUGCUUCGAGGCUUCGAGGCUCUCCUGCUUCGCUGCGUCGAGGCUUCGCUGCUUCGAGGCUUCGCUGCUUCGAGGCUUCGCCGCUUCGAUGGUUCGCUGCUUCGAGGGUUCGCUGCUUCGAGGGUUCGCUGCUUUGGGGCUUCGCUGCUUCCUUCGGGGCUUCGUUGCUUGUUCGAGGCUUCGUUGCUUGUUCGAGGCUUCGCUGCUUGUUCGCGGCUUCGCUGCUCGUUCGAGGUUCGCUGCUUGUUCGAGGCUUCGCUGCUUGUUCGAGGCUUCGCUGCUUGUUUGAGGCUUGGCUGCUUGUUCGAGGCCUCGUUGCUUGUUCGCGGCUUUGCUGCUUGUUCGAGCGAGGCUUCGCUGCUUGUUCGGUGCUUCGAGGCUUCGCUGCUUCGAGGCUUCGCUGCUUCGAGGCUUCGCUGCUUCAUCGAGGCUUCGCUGUUUCGAGGCUUCGCUGCUUCGAGGCUUCGCUGCUUCGAGGCUUCGCGGCUUCGCGGCUUCGAGGCCUCGCUGCUCCGAGGCCUCGCUGCUCCGAGGCUGCGCUGCUUCGAGGCUGAGCGGCUUCGAGGCUUCGCUGCUUCGAGGCUUUGCUGCUUCGAGGCUUUGCGGCUUCGAGGCUUUGCGGCUUCGAGGCUUCGCUGCUUCGAGGGUUCGCUGCUUCGAGGGUUCGCUUCUUCGGGGCUUCGCUGUUUCGGGGCUUCGCUGCUUUGGGGCUUGGCUUCGCUGCUUCGGGGCUUCGUUGCUUGCGUCGGGGCUCCGCUGCUUCGAGGCCUCGCUGCUUCGAGGCUUCGCUGUUUCGAGGCUUCGCUGUUUCGAGGCUUCGCUGCUUCGAGGUUUCGCUGCUUCGAGGUUUCGCUGCUUCGAGGCUUCGCUGCUUCGAGGCUUCGCUGUUUCGAGGCUUCGCUGCUUCGAGGCUUCGCUGCUUCCUUCGGCGUUUCGAGGCCUCAUCGUUUCGAGGCGUCGCCGCUUAGAAGCUUGGGCACUUUGUCUGCAUUCCAUUGUUGUUGUUUUUCGUUUCUAUUCUUUGUUUUCGUUUUUUGUUUUCAUUCUUUGUUUUCGUUUUUCGUUUCCAUUCUUUGUUUUCGUUUUUCGUUUCCAUUCUUUGUUUUCGUUAUUCGUUUUCAUUGUUCGUUUUCGUUAUUCGUUUUCAUUGUUCGUUUUUAUUGCGGGAUACUAUUAAAUAAUGGGUUUUCUGACUUAUAACUAGUCAUGGUAGAGAUUGCAAUAAUUACCACGAGCAGUGCGUCGAUACUUGCGCAGUCCAUAGUCGGUAAUGGUGUACAACUCGCCUGGUGGAACCUCGGUGAAAAACAUGGUCCACUGGGCGGAUCUGGUCCGAUCCGGAGAACUGCGGAAGUUUGACUACGGGCCAAUCUCGAAUUUGUACCACUACGGCUCGCUUUCGCCGCCGUCCUAUGACGUGGAAGGAAGCUUGAAGAUAUCCUGUGCAAAAGUAUCGUACUCGUACAAGAAAUGCAAGUCUUGCAUUACAAAUCUUGUUUCCAAGGCAAAUCUGCAGUACAAAUUUUAUUUCUCAUGCUGAGGAAAUUUGUAGUGCAUUUAUACGAGUACGAUACUUUUGCAAUGCAUAGAAGAAGCUUCUUGACGAAAAUCCGGAGGUCAAAUAUGAAUUGCAAUCGCAAAAGCGUCGGUUUUUUGUUUUUCAACUACGAUUAAAUGAUUAGCAUUGCCCAUGAAAAUUGCCAUGCUCUUUUAGCCUGGAAAAUUGUAUUUGUCGUGCAUGACAGCGAUCUUUUAGUACGAGGAGCACGAAGAUGCUUUUCCUUUUGCAAUGCAUAUAGAGCGAGACUUGACGAUUUCCCUUUAUUCCGGGGGUAAGGACGCGCUUGCCGAUCCGAAGGACGUGGACAAAUUGAAGAAAAUGCUGAAAUCUGUGGACGCGAACGUGACCAGAACCGAUUUUCAACCCAGCUACCAACACCUGGAUUUCACCUGGGGCAUGAGCUGCAAGGAAACCAUUUACCCGAUGGUGGUCGAGGAUAUGAGGAGGGCGUUUGGUUUGACGUCUAUAAUCAAGAAGGACUACCAGCAUGCGGAUGAGUAUGAACGACAUGCACGUGCAGGACGAAUAAAAAUAGAGACUCCACCCACUCAACAAGAUGAAGAUGAUGAUUGUGCCACAUCAGACCGCAAGCACACUCCCGCUUCCGACAUGAAGAGAGACCGGGAAACUAUGAAACUCCAGAAUAUGAAUAGCACUCCUCACCAUGCAGAUGUAGAUGAUGCACCGUCGCCGGAAGCUGUUUUAGAUGCUCCCGCUGUGGAGGAGCUUGUAGAGUAAAAGUUGAGGAAUUUUUUAGGAGUGUAGUCGGUGAAAAAAAACUACGUGCCGCCAAGAAAGACUCCGCACGAAGUUGUUGAAAGCAGUUUGCGCAACACCUACGGUUUCGUGUGGUGAACAUUUUUGCUCGAUGACAAGACGCAGCACAAUGUCGACAUGCUCAAACGACAAAUCAAGAUCAU
Amoebophrya sp. A120 is the source of this 6527-nucleotide messenger RNA. The record is from the annotation of a GenBank genome assembly. NCBI's taxonomy places the organism in Eukaryota, Dinophyceae, Syndiniales, Amoebophryaceae.